Messenger RNA from Clunio marinus, 1863 nucleotides. The record is from the annotation of a GenBank genome assembly. NCBI's taxonomy places the organism in Eukaryota, Metazoa, Arthropoda, Insecta, Diptera, Chironomidae.
AUGCCUGAAAUUCAUAAUAAAACAAUUCAUUCCUUCAGUAGUGAGGAUUCUCAAUUUCCCGCUCGAAAUCUUUUGGAAACAAAAGUUACAAAAAAAUGGAAAUGUCAAGAAACAGGAGAGAAAAGUUGUUUUGUAGUGUUAAAGCUUGACGAACCUCGUCAGAUAUCCGGCAUCGAUAUUGGAAAUGAACAUUCUGGGUUUAUAGAAGUGUUGGUAGGAAAUUCCAAACAAGAUCCGCCGACGUUUAAAGAAAUCCUCCUUGCGACUAGUUUCAUGACAAUCGUUGAAGCAAAAAACGGAACAAAUCCCCAUCGUGUUAGAUGCUUUACGCACAGUUCAUUAGUGGAAUCGGUGGCGAAGGAAAAAUGCGAUCUUGUGAAGAUUGUUUGUACGCAGCCUUUUAAUAAUAAAUUAAAGUACGGACUUUCAUUUGUAACGCUUCACACACCUGAAAAUAUCGAAGAUGACGACCAGUCGCCUGUUAAACAAUUGCCCUUACCUGUAAUCAAACCUGAAGAUUCCAAUGAGAAAAGAAGAAAGUUUGGAAAAUUUACGCUACGAGCAAGUUCCGGUUCCGAUUCUGAUCAUGAAAAGGAAAAGAAAAAUCCUUUGUCACCUUUCGAUCGGUGGAAGAAUUUAAAAAAUAAUCCACAAGAAAAGAAGGAAAAUGUAAAAAGUCAAUUCAAGACGAAGAUUGAAGAGAAUCGUAAAAGAAUUCGAACACUUCCUGACUCGUCUGAUGAUGAACCUCCAAAACCGAAAGUCAAAUCUAAUCGUAAUCGAAGCUUAGGACUUGUUUAUGAAGAUGAAGAUGACGAACCCAAUGAAAUGCUUCAAAAGAAAAUGGAUCGAGAUAAGAAAAUGAAAGAAAAAGAACAAAAAACUCAUUUAAGUCUGCCAAUUAAACGUGACAAAACUCCACCGAGAUUAAAUCCAACAAAGUCGAAAUUUUCUUCAUUUAUUUCUAGCGAUCAACCUUCAACAUCGAAAGAUGUGUCGCCAAGAAAAUCUUCAAAACCUUCCACAUCACCUUCUAAAACUCCUUCAAACAAAUCCUCAAAUCAUCAAAUAAAACCGAAGAAAAUUUCUUUUAAACCUUUCGAAAAACUUUUAGAAGGCGUCACAUUUGCUUUCAGUGGUUACGUCAAUCCCGAGCGAGGAAUUUUACGUCAAAAAGCUAUUGACAUGGGUGCUAAGUAUCGAUCAGAUUGGGACAACAAUUGCACGCAUUUGAUAUGCGCUUUUAACAACACUCCAAAGUAUCAUCAAGUAAAGGGACAUGGAAAGAUUGUCACUAAGCGAUGGAUUGAAGCUUGUCACAACAAUAAGAAACGUUUGCCUUGGCGUCGUUUUGCAUUGGAUAAAGAAGAUAUUAACAAAUCAGAAAGUGAGGAAGAAAUUCAUGAAAUUCAAAAUUCUGCAAUUGUUGAGCCAGAUUCGGAUGAUGACAUGAUGGUCGUUGAUAAACGCGUUGAAAAUGGAAAUUCGGAAGUGAAGACGAACAAAGUUGUUAUCGAAAAUGACCUACGUGAUGUGUUAGAAGUUUCAACUGAUGAUGAAAUGAACGGAAAUGAGCCAAAAGUAAAUUCAACUCAAGCUGAAAAUCAAGUCUUUAAAAAUAAAAUAUUUUACUUGAAUGAAGACUUGUCUGCAACUGAAAUAAUAAAACUUAAGAAUCAAAUUCAGGAUAUGAUGGGACGAGUCACUGAAAAUCCUAGAAAAGCAACGCACAUCAUUUCAGCUUCAGGGAAGCGACUUCCAAGAGACUUUUCUGGUGAAGUUAUUAAACCUCUUUGGGUGACCGAAUGUCAUGAACUUGAAGCUCUUAUACCAUUAACACGUUAUAAACUUCAAUCAAAUUAA